AUGUCAAUUAGUUUUAUGAUAAAAAAGAAACAUUUUAUUUUACUUUUAAUCAUAUUGUUGAUUUCGUCAAAAUCAACGGCAUCAACUGAAUAUAUUACCAAUUCAGAAACACUUACAUCAUAUAUUACUCCCCCAGAACCAGCUUUUACUCAAUCAGUUUCUAUUCCAUCAGAAACAACCACAACUCUUACCUUUACUUGUAAUUCAUGUAAAAUUGAUUCUUCAGUGAGAACUACUUUCGAAGGUGAAAUUACUACAGAAACAACAACUGAACCACGUUCAUUAUCGGAAAGUAUUUACACUACUUUCAGUCCUACUAUUACUACUAGUUCUAAUGUUGGUUAUACUUCACAAACGGCAUACAUAACCACUUUCUAUAGAACAACCACACAAUUCUAUCCAGGUUAUACUACAACUUUUAUAACAACUAUAAGUGGGCGAGCAAUUCAAACUGAAUAUUAUAUUCCUCCAAGUACCGUGAUUAUCCUCAAAGAAGUUACGGCAUCGGUUGAUUUAGCAAUUAUUUCUUAUAAAACCAAAACUUCUAAUGCUGGCGAUUCAAUUAAUUUAAAUAGAUUUAGAUGGAAUAAUAAAUUUAAUUGUAUGAUUAUUUGUUUGUGGGCUUUUUGUUUACGUGAUUUUUUGGUUUGA
This is a messenger RNA of Diversispora eburnea, 651 nucleotides long. The record is from the annotation of a GenBank genome assembly. Lineage: Eukaryota; Fungi; Glomeromycota; Glomeromycetes; Diversisporales; Diversisporaceae.